Priceomyces carsonii is the source of this 1404-nucleotide messenger RNA. RefSeq names its product Sgo1p (gene SGO1). The record is from RefSeq and is a predicted model, not a curated record. Bases 1 to 1404 code for a protein of 467 amino acids. The transcript has a single exon. NCBI's taxonomy places the organism in Eukaryota, Fungi, Ascomycota, Pichiomycetes, Serinales, Debaryomycetaceae.
AUGGCACGCAAAUCGACAGACUUUUCGCAGUCACUCUUGACGUUCCAGUCGGGCUCCACUUCAGAUUCUCUGGGACGCCGUAGCGCAGGGCCGCCUUCGAAUGUCCUCGCUAAGACUGGAACUGAGCCGACAUAUGCAAACACACCAAAGAGUAAAGAAUUAGAAUCGAUGAGAACAAAAUAUGUACUUCAAAAUAAGUCCUUGGCAAAAAGUAAUUCAUUGAUGUCUAGCAAGAUAUCAGAUAUGGAGCAGAAGAUAAGUGAACUAAUUAAUGAGAAUUUGAGAUUGCGGAAAGCUAAGUCAACAAAGGAUGCAGAGACGAAGAAAGACUUGGAAGAAACCUUUAGUCGCUUAGAAUCAAGUCUUAUGCUUAAAGUUGAUGAGAUAUUUCAAUUGCUCAAGAAGAUGAGAGAAUUAGAGGGAUUGAACCACAAUCCCCUGUUGGAUAUAUUAGCAAACCUCGAUCGCCCAGUAACAUCUACUCCGAUCUUAAGCGAUCGAAUAAAUGACUACGAUGCAUAUGAAUCUCUUGAGUUUCUAGAGCAAGGUAAAGAUCAGGUGGUAUCAAUCAAGGACGAUUCUACAGACAUAAGAACCACAGUUCUUGAUAAAGAUAAGACUUCUUCCAAAGCUGAUAAUCACUUACAUCCCACUAUUUUUGAGGUAAGUUGUAACUCAGAGAAUUCUUCACUCCUAGAGUCUCAUAAUAAUAAAAUCGUACCUAUAAGUCUCUCGCCCGACAGUUCUGAUUUAAAAAAUCGAAAACUGACUGAAACUGAAGAGCAAAACAGCUACAAAACUCACGAUUUCGGCACAAAAAUAACUCAAAGUAUACUGAAUAAAUCUGCAACCAGAGUGAACUCCAUAGGUAACGCUGAAUCUGCGAAAAAAAAACAUACUAAAGUUCUUGAUGAGAAAUCAACAUCAACAUCAACAUCAAGCAUAGAAUUAGCCAGAAGGCCAUCACGCAAUAGAAGACAGGUGAAUUAUGCGGCACCAUCUUUAAGAGCGAAAAUGCGACGUGAUUCUGAAAAACCGUUAGACGCUGUGGGAGAUGAUGUUCUAAUAAGUCAUGUUGUUAACUAUCCACUUGUUGCAAGAGAUCAGCUGAGGUGUGAUCCAAAGAUAGAGAGCUCAGAGGAAGGAAAUAUUUCAACUGUAAAACGUGUCAAGUCACCGCCCACAACAAACCCAUCAAAAAAAAUUAAGAGAACUCCACUAGGCAAUAUUACAAAUGCAAGCAUUAAUAAGCAUGACUCUAUUGACUCAUUAUCCAAAUCAAGUCAGCGUUUUGCGGCUAGUAAUAGCAAUAAGACUGGUGAAAAAACUGAGAACGACUUUGCUGUCUUCGACUUCAUAGAGGAAGACGUUGGAAAUCCAAAUCUUUACACUGGUAGAAGGUAA